GACGAGCAAGCAAGCAGUUGCAGUUGCAGCGGCCUCCUCCUCUGCUUCCUCCCUCCUCCUCCUCACCAUGGUGCUGGCUGCGCACGAUCCCCCUCCCCUUGUGUUCGACGCUGCCCGCCUGAGCGGCCUCUCCGACAUCCCGCAGCAGUUCAUCUGGCCGGCGGACGAGAGCCCCACCCCGGACUCCGCCGAGGAGCUGGCCGUGCCGCUCAUCGACCUCUCCGGGGACGCCGCCGAGGUGGUCCGGCAGGUCCGGCGCGCCUGCGACCUGCACGGCUUCUUCCAGGUGGUGGGGCACGGCAUCGACGCGGCGCUGACGGCGGAGGCCCACCGCUGCAUGGACGCCUUCUUCACGCUGCCGCUCCCGGACAAGCAGCGCGCGCAGCGCCGCCAGGGGGACAGCUGCGGCUACGCCAGCAGCUUCACGGGCCGGUUCGCGUCCAAGCUGCCCUGGAAGGAGACGCUGUCGUUCCGCUACACCGACGACGACGACGGCGACAAGUCCAAGGACGUCGUGGCGUCCUACUUCGUGGACAAGCUGGGCGAGGGGUACCGGCACCACGGGGAGGUGUACGGGCGCUACUGCUCUGAGAUGAGCCGUCUGUCGCUGGAGCUCAUGGAGGUGCUAGGCGAGAGCCUGGGCGUGGGCCGGCGCCACUUCCGGCGCUUCUUCCAGGGGAACGACUCCAUCAUGCGCCUCAACUACUACCCGCCGUGCCAGCGGCCCUACGACACGCUGGGCACGGGGCCGCAUUGCGACCCCACGUCGCUCACCAUCCUGCACCAGGACGACGUGGGCGGACUCCAGGUGUUCGACGCCGCCACGCUCGCGUGGCGCUCCAUCAGGCCCCGCCCGGGCGCCUUCGUCGUCAACAUCGGCGACACCUUCAUGGCGCUCUCCAACGGGCGCUACAGGAGCUGCCUCCACCGCGCCGUCGUCAACAGCCGGGUGGCACGCCGCUCGCUCGCCUUCUUCCUGUGCCCGGAGAUGGACAAGGUGGUCAGGCCGCCCAAGGAGCUGGUGGACGACGCCAACCCGAGGGCGUACCCGGACUUCACGUGGAGGACGCUGCUGGACUUCACCAUGAGGCACUACAGGUCGGACAUGAGGACGCUCGAGGCCUUCUCCAACUGGCUCAGCACCAGUAGCAAUGGCGGACAGCACCUGCUGGAGAAGAAGUAGGCAUGCUAUUUGGGUAUGGAAGAUGGUGGAUGUAAGCAAACAAAGCCAAAUUAAGCAGAGUAGGUUAAUUAAGGUUGGCUGAUGAUCCAUUUAGGGAA
Molecule: messenger RNA, 1281 nt
Organism: Zea mays
Lineage: Eukaryota; Viridiplantae; Streptophyta; Magnoliopsida; Poales; Poaceae
Product: gibberellin 20 oxidase 1
Exons: 1
Coding region: 68-1183 (371 amino acids)
Source: RefSeq, marked provisional